Molecule: messenger RNA, 1433 nt
Organism: Stylophora pistillata
Lineage: Eukaryota; Metazoa; Cnidaria; Anthozoa; Scleractinia; Pocilloporidae
Source: RefSeq, a predicted model, not a curated record
UGUAUAUGACACGAAAUUUUUUUUUUCGUUGAUAGCUAGUUCCAUGUGUAUAAUAAACGGUUUGAGAGUUUAAAAUGAAUGAAACAAUUUUUUUGGUCGAUUUUUAGCGCCCGAAACACGCUAAAUUUAUGUGUAAAAUUGUUCCCGGAGACUGGGCCGAGAAUUGGGACUCGUGACGUCAGGUUGUUUGAUCCUAUGAUUGGCAAGGUCAACAACUUUCAGUGUUUUCCUUGUAACACGCUGUGAUUACUCGCUCAAUUCUAUCGUUUCACGCUUCGAAAUGUCCAGCGAUUCCGAGAGUAUUGAGUCGUCUGACUCUAUAGAAAGUAUGGAUUGUGGAAUAAGCGACAGUUCUGAAGAGGAAUGGGGAGUUAUCACUGGUGUGAUAGCUCCAUAUCAAGAUGAGCCGCUCGCGGACGAGAACGACGAAGAAACUGGCGUUUCGAGCGAACAAACCGAUGUUGAUGGACUUACCCCGUCAACUCUGGAGGCUAGAUACGAGAGAACUGUAGACGUAGACUCCUGGUGUCGCUGCAAGCAAUGUAAUACCGGGACGUUAGUUGGUUCCCUGGAGUUUCGAUGUUGCAGAGAGGUAACAAAUUCAUCUGCAAAGAUGGUUUUUGAUGGUUCCAUUGAACGGAUAAAAUGCAUCACACAACACGAGGACUACGAUGCGAUUACAAACCGCGCAGUUCUUCUCCAAGUGGCUCCCUUGUUGAGAAACCAGGAUGGAGGGACUUACCGUCGCCGAGGUGGAAUGUCAGAAAACGAGUUCAUUAGAGCUGUUGCAUACCGAUGGACCACGAGGUGGCAUUGUGGCCACAUGGGCUGGGAUAACAGAAGACCACUACCAGCCUGUGUUUACCAUAAUAUCAGAACAAAAUACCAGUCACAAAAUACCAGAGGUUUUGCUGCUGCUCAUGACAAAGAGUAGCAUGGUACACAUCAUCAAAACUAUGACGUGAUUCUUCUACACUAAUUUCACAUACAGUGUUUUGUGUCUCGGUAAACAACAAUUUUCAAAUUGAUUGUUAUGGGUGGUUGUUUCUAGUUCUAUUGUUUGGUAAUGUAUGGACUGUGAACCAGAAACAGCGUAGGUUCUACAUGCACACGAGUUUGACUACAUUUAAAAUUUCACCUUGUUGUAGGUACAAUGCAAAUAUUGUAAGUUGAUGAGUACAGUACAAUGCAGGCAUGGAAAAUUUGAAGUAAAAAGGAAAAUUGUACUAUGCAGAAUACCUUCCUGUGAAAAAAGUUUGGUCACUUUAUUUUUUGCAAGGGCUUUUGUGACUUCGCAAUGGUUUUUGGCAUAUUGAGCAAUUGUAAGGUCGUCUUGAAGUGGGUUGACUGCUGCUUGGGGUAUUGUCACUGAUAGACAUCUGUACUUUAGCCUGCUCUGCUUCUGUAAAAUAAAUAAAUUUAUUUAAUUAUGU